Messenger RNA from Zasmidium cellare ATCC 36951, 1101 nucleotides. RefSeq names its product glycoside hydrolase family 76 protein. The transcript has a single exon. Bases 1 to 1101 code for a protein of 366 amino acids. NCBI's taxonomy places the organism in Eukaryota, Fungi, Ascomycota, Dothideomycetes, Mycosphaerellales, Mycosphaerellaceae. The record is from RefSeq and is a predicted model, not a curated record. Gene Ontology annotation, biological process: carbohydrate metabolic process.
AUGAAGUUUCUGCACAGCAUCUCGACACUUGCCUUCGCGCUCUUAGCUCAAGCCCAGAGCGAUACCGAGAACUACGCUAUAUCACUGGCUGAAGCAGCAUUUAGAACGCUGCAACAGUGGUACAACCCUUCCAAUGGACUGUACGGUACUUGUCCGUCAUGCUGGUGGGAGACAGCCAACGCCAUUACGACUAUAACGAAUCUGAUGAUUCUGGAUCCGGGGACUACGCAAUACGUUCAGCCAGUCUUCGAGAACACCUAUGCCGUGUCUUCAAAUCAACAGGGCAACAGCAAUUGGCUUGGCUACAACUAUGACGAUGAUGGUUGGUGGGCACUCGCAUGGAUCGCAGCCUACGACGCUACGGGCGAUACGAAGUACUUGAGCACAGCCGAGAAUAUUUUCGAUGCAAUGCAACAAACGUGGGGCACAUCUUGCUACAAUGGAGGGAUUUACUGGAACCAAGCUCGCAACUAUGUCAAUGCCAUCACCAACGAGCUGUUCAUGUCUGUUGCUGCACAUCUAUCCAAUCGACCUACCUCCAGAGGAGCAGGAUACUACUCAAACUGGGCUCAAGUGACAUGGUCAUGGUUCCAGCAGACAGGCAUGAUCAAUGGACAAGGCCUCAUCAACGACGGGCUCGAUGGCAACUGCAACAACAACCAAGGCGCAGUCUUCACCUACAAUCAAGGCGUCGUCCUGGGCGCUCUCGCAGAACUCUACGCGCAGACCGGAAACCAGGCUUUCCUCGGCUCUGCUGAAGCCUUAGCAGGAGCCUCCAUCGGCGCUCUGACGAAUGGUGACCAGAUCCUGACCGAGCCUUGCGGUGCGAGUUGCGACUCGGAUCAGACGCAGUUCAAGGGCAUCUACAUUCGAAACCUCGUUCUGCUGAACAGCGUGGAUCCACAUGACGAGUACGGCGAGGUGAUUUCGGCUUCAGCGAACAGUAUCUGGGCGAACCAUCAGGAUUCGAAUGACGUUCUGGGUGUCUUGUGGGAGGACCCUUUUGUAGAUGGGGCGGACUUCUCGACGCAAAGCUCGGCUAUGGAUGCGUUGAAUGCUUUUGUUGAGAUCAAUCAACAGAGGAUACACUCAACUUUAUAG